AUGAGUUACGGGCGUCCUCCCCCAGACGUGGAGGGAAUGACUUCCCUGAAGGUGGAUAACCUGACAUAUCGCACCUCGCCCGACACACUGCGACGAGUCUUUGACAAGUAUGGCCGGGUGGGCGAUGUCUACAUCCCCCGCGAUCGCUACACUAAAGAGUCCCGUGGCUUCGCCUUCGUGCGCUUCCACGACAAGCGAGACGCGGAAGAUGCUAUGGACGCCAUGGACGGCGCCGUGCUUGAUGGCCGGGAGCUGCGGGUGCAAAUGGCCCGCUAUGGCCGCCCGCCUGACCCCUACCACAGCCGCCGAGGACCGCCGCCCCGCAGGUACGGGGGAGGCGGCUACGGACGCCGGAGCCGCAGCCCUAGGCGGCGUCGCCGCAGCCGUUCUCGAAGCCGGAGUCGAUCCAGAUCCCGAAGCCGAUCUCGUUACAGCCGGUCCAAGUCUCGUUCUCUCACUCGAUCCAGAUCUCGAUCUACCUCCAAGUCUAGGUCGGCCCGUAGAUCCAAAUCCAAGUCCUCGUCGGUCUCCAGAUCCAGGUCCAGGUCCAGGUCCAGGUCCAGGUCCAGGUCCAGAAGUCCUCCACCAGUGUCGAAGAGGGAAUCAAAAUCUAGAUCUCUAUCCAAGAGUCCCCCCAAAUCUCAUGAAGAAGAAGGAGCUGUUUCAUCUUAGGAUCAUGAUACCGCAGAAAGCAACAUAAUGGAUGACUUGGAGGGGGGAAGACCACAUUCAGUCCAUUGAAGAGUCCCUGGAACAAGCAACUGGCUAUUGAAAAGAUUAUUUUGUAACAUUUUGUCUAACUUUUUAACUUGUUUUAAGCUAUCUCAGAUGGCAAACUUCAUUUUAUGUGCCCUUUUGUUGCUGUUAUUCAAAUUUCUUGUAAUUUAGUGAAGUGAACGACUACAGAUUUCAUUAUUGGCUUUGGAUAUUUGAGGUAAAUUUUUAUUUUUGUUUAUAUAGCGCUGAUUUUUUUUUGUUUGCUUGUUUAUUUGUUUGAAAUUAAACAGACUCCCUUAACCUAAUUUGUGGCCUCCUGAGUUUUGAGGAAA
Molecule: messenger RNA, 1049 nt
Organism: Antechinus flavipes (yellow-footed antechinus)
Lineage: Eukaryota; Metazoa; Chordata; Mammalia; Dasyuromorphia; Dasyuridae
Product: serine/arginine-rich splicing factor 2-like
Exons: 1
Coding region: 1-672 (223 amino acids)
Molecular function (GO): RNA binding
Source: RefSeq, a predicted model, not a curated record